Zeugodacus cucurbitae (melon fly) is the source of this 2501-nucleotide messenger RNA. RefSeq lists its product as uncharacterized. Gene Ontology annotation, molecular function: protein dimerization activity. The record is from RefSeq and is a predicted model, not a curated record. Bases 512 to 2416 code for a protein of 634 amino acids. Lineage: Eukaryota; Metazoa; Arthropoda; Insecta; Diptera; Tephritidae. The transcript has 2 exons.
GAGAGCAGUACAAAUGUCAACGUAACUUAGAGUUCUAAAUUCAACAGACUUUCAAGUCAAGUCAUGCGUUCGGUAAUCAAAUACAUGCAAGGCCCAUUAAACGGAUGUUUUAUGUGACAGUUCUCAAGUCUCUCUAGGUCAAGUCAAGCAUCGGUAACUGGAGCUUUAGCAUAACAAUGUAAAAAACCAGCUCUACUCUGCUCUGAGUUUUGUUAGGUAAAAAACUAUAGCUGGAGCGGGAGCAAAAAAUUAAAUUCAGCGCUUUGCUCUGGCGUAGCGGUAGCAAAAAAUUGAGAGCGGUAGCACAGCAGAGCUAAUGAAAAUUUUCUAUUCAAAAAAUUCUAUUGUUCAGAAACCAUAAGCGCGAACAGACGUUUUCUUAAUCGGUAUAUUUUAAAUUCGCUUAGGUUCAGGCACGUUCUCAGUAAUUCGAGCAAUCCAACUAAUUUGUUUGUCCUCAAAAAACCUUGAGAAUUCUUCAGCACUUUUGAAUAUUUAUUUCUUGCGUAAAAUGGCACCGACAAAGAAAACCUUCAACGCACUUAUUUACUAUGAAGAGAAUGAUAACAACCGCAUGAAAUGUAAAACAUGUUCGCGUGUUUUAAAAAAAGAUCGUGUUUUUAAUUUAAAGAAACAUUUACUAUUGCAUGGCAUACGACCGGUGCAAAAAGAAAACAAUUCUGAUUCCAAAAAGAACAUGAAACAUUCCAAAAAGAAUAUGAAACAUCAACAGAUAAAAGUUCAAAUCAGUAAAAAAAAUUUAGUCCGUUCAUACAUUGGUCUUGUCACUGAAGACGGCGUUCCGUUCGAUGCGCUUGAUUCCAAUAAUAUGCGCAAUAUAAUUGAUCCUAUAUGUCAAGGUCUUAAAGACAAAAGUGGAAAAAACUUCAUACUAAAUGGAAGCAAGUGUAAAGCUGUACUCGAACAAGUAGCAGCGAAUAUUAAACUCGAAAUACAUGAAGAAUGUAAAAACCGUCUGAUAUCUUUAAAAAUUGAUAGUGCAACAGGGCUUGAUCCAAAAAUAUACGGCAUCAGUGCGCAAUUCAUAAGCAAAAAUGAAAUUAAAUCGCGAAUUCUUGGUAUGGUGGAACUCAAAGGAGCUGGGUCAAGUGCAUCCGAAAAUCUGGUCAAAGAAAUUGUAUCCGUUUUAGACAAAUAUGAAAUAGCACUAAGCCAAAUUGUAACAAUUACAUCGGAUAACGGUGCCAAUAUGAUAUCACAAAUUCAUACAGGCGAUCACGAUACUGGCAAAGCCUGUAUUCUACAGAAUCUUGAGUACACAAAGCAAAUCGACCUUUUCGACACAACAGAAAAUAUUUGUGUUGGUGAAAUACAAAUAUGUCAAUGUGCAGCACAGAUUGCACAGCUUUGUGCACUUGACGUUACAAAAAAUACAGUUAUUCGAGAGUAUUUGUUUCAGUGCCGAAAUCUAACCAAAUACAUUCUGGAGCCAUCAAACGGUUAUCGUGAUUUGUUUGAGUUAAGAAAUUUUACAUUACCUCAAUUGGAUUGCCCAACUAGAUGGGGAUCUACUUAUAACAUGAUUGACCAACUGAAUAAAGCGAAAAGUAUAUUAAGUCUGAUUGAAACUGUAGAAAAUAAUUCACAAGACGAACAUAUAGUAGUGAAUAAACUGUUAUGGGACUUCAUGGACUCCUACGUUACUAUUAUGGCUCCACUGCAAAAAACUAUAAUACAGUUUCAACAAGAACAGUUGCACUACGGCAACUUCUAUGCUCUGUGGCUGGUUUGCAAACUGUCUACGAAUCAGAUUGUAACAACAAGCAAUUCAAGUAAAGAUUCCAUUAUUUAUACAAUUGGAGAGAUGCUUAUUGAAAGUAUGGAAGCACGAACUAAAGAAUUAGGGUCUAAUGUUGGCUUUGACGCUUGCUUAUACUUAGAUCCAAGAUUCCAACAUAUACUUGACGGCUCACAAAAACAAAGGGCAAUACAUUUUUUAAAGACAUUGUGGACACAAAUAAAAAUCCACAGUCCAAUUCAAAAUUUAUCAUUAACAAAUUCAAAUACUUCGCAUACUGAACAUAAAGAAAGUAAUUUAGAUCUUUUGGAUGACUUUUUGAGUGUAGGCGUUGUUAAAAAUGAGUCAACAGAUGUGCAUGAAAAGAUUGAAAUGUUGAAGCUGCCAUAUAUGAAAUCUAGCACAAAUGUUUUAAAUUUCUGGAAAGAGAGAAAGUCAAGCGAUCCAGAGCUUUAUGCUCUAAGCAAAAUAUGUUUUGCUAUACCAACAACUCAAGUAACAAUAGAGCCGGCGUUUUCGUUUUUAAAACUGGUGUUAUCGGAUAACCGCAAUCGAUUAAGUCACCACACAUUGGAAAAUAUACUUCUGGUCCGGCUUAACUCAACUCACUUAGAUAGUGCCAUAGAGAAUUUGAAUUUAUUUGUAGACGAGGAUUAAUUUAAGUUUCUAAAAGCAUAAGUUCUUGAACUUAUUAUUGACUUAUAUUUAGACUUAGAUUUUCACUUUCAAAAUAAAAUAUUAU